Molecule: messenger RNA, 1652 nt
Organism: Colletotrichum acutatum
Lineage: Eukaryota; Fungi; Ascomycota; Sordariomycetes; Glomerellales; Glomerellaceae
Exons: 5
Coding region: 82-1569 (495 amino acids)
Source: RefSeq, a predicted model, not a curated record
UGUUUCUCAUGAAACACCAGAAGGCUCACUCAAGUUUGAUUCAACGUCUGAAGCUUCGUCGGGCCUAACCUACCAGCCGCCAUGUCCUGGCUAUGCCGAGAUCCGACGAUAUUCGAGGAAGAUCUAGAAGUGCUUGACUUUGAACCGACAGAAAGUCAACUGAUCUCAAUCGAACGCCAACAUAAUGAUCGGUCGGAGAGGCGAUGUCUCGCAUCCAGCAGGCUCAAUCUGAUAUUAGGCGGCCGGGCGGAGUGUCCUUGGGAACAUGAUCCAUCUGCUCUUUCGACGCUACCGUGGUCAUACCAAAUCUUCUCAAAAGUUCAGCGACGCUUUCUCGUUCACAGUGGUAUCGUGAGGACGAUCAAUCGUAACACGAGCUGCAUAUUUUCUCAGAUGAAUUUUGAAUGGAAUUUGAAUGAUUCCAAGGAGAAAUCACUCGUAUACCUCUGUAGGACGACAGCAUCGUGGCCAGGAGACAUGGCUUUAUCCGUGACUUUUAUGCCCAGCACUUUGACUACGAAUGCUGUCUUGUUCGGAUGUGAUCUCAAGAAGCCAGACAUGUACGACGAUCGUAUGACCUUGGCCGAUAUAAUUACUAGUCGACUGAAGAACUCAGAUACCCCAGUGUUUCAUCCGAUGAUGUUACCAACCAUCUUAGCAGAUGUCGAACGAGACAGACAAAUCGAGCUUGUCCGAGAAAAACUGGAGCAACUAGGACGACGAAUCGAUCGCAUUGCCUUCACGAAGCCCGCUGUGAAGACUUUAGCGAUGGUCCGCAAUGAGAUGGGAACUCUCGGUGAUGACGAGAAAACCAUGUCCAAUCCAUUUGGUGCCCAUCACCUUCAGCAGGGCAUGUCAACUUCAUCAGGUUCAACCACCCUCAUUAAGGAUACGGGUCUUGUCCCACCUUGUACUUUUCCAGACGAAGAAAGUCUUCCUACCGCCAAGCUCUGGCAGCAAAUAAGUCGUCUCAGAGUUGGCUUGAGCAACUGGAGGAGACAGCUACUGAAAAUGAUUUCUCACAUCGAAGAUCUCAACAGCGUCGAGUUCGCACCUCGUGGUCCUUUCAACAGCACAUACCGAGAAGACCAAAGACUACAGUUCUCCCUCACAGGAGAGCGAAUCAGAGACAGGCUGCAAGAGCUAGUUGAUGAGUAUGAUGAGUACAUCAGAGAAUGUUCACACAUAAUGGAUGGGUUCAGCUUGGCAACUCAGCUUGAAAUUAGCCAGAUUGGUCGAAGCGAUGCCAAGACGAAUCAAGAGAUAUCACGAGUCAACCUAGAUGUUGCCAAAAUGACCCGUCAAGACGGAAGCAUCAUGAAAUCUAUUGCGGUGUUAGGCAUGAUUUUCCUACCUGCUUCUUUCGCAACGGCGUUCUUCUCUAUGGAUUUCUUCGAUUUUCCCAAAGAAGCAAAAGGUGGAACACUGUCAAGUCUCUUUUGGAUUUACGUACUCGCUGCGAUUUUGUUGACAUUGGGCACGAUGGCAAUCUUCUAUUUCUGCAUCUUGAAGAAGAGGAACAAGGAGGCUGAAAGCGACAGGAGCUCGACAGCAGUAUCAAUGGUCUAAGAUAAUGUCUUCAUUCUUGAAUGUUUCAGCAACUACAAUUUGAGCGGCUGCGAAUUCCUUAUUGAGUGACUAGGCUAGAACUU